Messenger RNA from Aaosphaeria arxii CBS 175.79, 2355 nucleotides. RefSeq names its product HET-domain-containing protein. The record is from RefSeq and is a predicted model, not a curated record. NCBI's taxonomy places the organism in Eukaryota, Fungi, Ascomycota, Dothideomycetes, Pleosporales. The transcript has 2 exons. Bases 11 to 2293 code for a protein of 760 amino acids.
AUUAGUUCCCAUGUUCUCAAGAACUCGUUACAAUGCACUACGUGGUGUACGAAGUCAGUUGCGGAAUGUCUCGAAAACAACUCGUGAGACCAGCAGAGUGACUCGUUUACCUCUUCCGCAGCCCCCACCUGCUAGGGUUCGAUCUCACUGUUACACGGUAUUCUCAAACGCGAUACAUACCUCUACAAUUCAUUGUGACAACCCCAAAGAGAAUCUUGGAAAUACUCCUGUAGACCCAAAAUCACUUGUUUGCAAGCGAUGCUGGGAUUCUUGCUUCAAUACGAAAAAAUGGGAGGACGUCUGUUUAGGACACGUGCAUAAGCAAGAUGGAGUUCGUGACAAAGGCAUCCAUUAUGUCGCAUCCAUUCGAGAGAUAAAGCAAUCAUCCAGUGAAGAUUGCGUCUUCUGCUCCUUUCUUUGGUCGUACCUUGAUGAAUGCGACGAGUCUGAUAAAAUGGAUGUACGUUAUCAGGCUAGACUCUAUCAUAACGAGUGGAAUCCCGGCACAACGACACCUGAAUUGUCUUCUUCGUGGUAUUUUCAGCUCGAUCCGUUAGACCCAUCCUCAAGACUGGGCAGCUGGGCUCUGAGGUUGAGCUCUUAUACGACUGCGGACGACAAAGCCUCCGCCUUCAUCAACGCUAGACCCAUCCGAGGAGAUGUGUUCUCUGACGACGCAAAAUCUCAAAUGCGAAAAUGGAUUCACGAAUGUUCGGAACACACUUGCUGUUCUCCACAGCAAGACGUCCAAUUACCAUCACGAGUCAUAGAUUUACGACCGAAAGAGGACCCGGAAACACCACGUCUAAUCCAGACAACAACUGGAAUGCAAGGCCAAUAUGCAAUAUUGGUAUACUGUUGGGGGAAUGAUGCAAAGAAUCUGCUCACAUCUUCCAAUAUUUCUGAAUAUCUAAAAGGCAUCGACAUCAGUCAGCUACCUCAGACUAUACAAGACGCCAUCGAAGUUGCUCGGUCAAUAUCCGUCCCAUACUUGUGGGUCGAUGCGCUCUGUAUCAUGCAAGAUUCAGCAGAGGACAAAGAGAAGGAGUUCGCAAUGAUGGAAGACAUCUAUAGGAACUCCUUAGUCGCAAUCGUGGCUGCUUCGUCAGCCAGCGCAUCUGAAGGCUUUCUAAAGAAUCGACCAACUGUUUUGAUGGGCCCAAUGCCGUGUAAUCUCACAGAUCGCACAUCAUGGCCCAUACCGUGUCGCCUCAGCGAGUCCGAGUUCGGCACAAUGCAUCUACAAUGCCUGGACUGUUCGACAGAUUACAGAGAAGAUGCAGAGAACAUCAACCAGCGAGCAUGGACUCUUCAGGAGCAGAUACUACCGAAACGCUUCUUGAUAUUUUCUCGCCACACUCUCCAAUGGCGAUGCAGCCCAACCUUGGGCACGAAGAACUUCGGAGACUCCAUUCAUUUCGAAUAUGGCGCAGAUGACGAAAGUUCUGCGACGAGUCUGCGCGAACUGAGUCGAGAACAUCGUAACCGCUUCGACGCACUAGAACGAUGGGUGAAAGUUGUCUACAAAUCCACUAACCGAAAGUUGACUUUGCCUAGCGACAAGCUACCAGCUCUGGCGACACUUGCAAAGACCUACUCCCCCUACCUGGGUAACUACUACGCAGGGAUGUGGGAAUACAACUUGUUAUGGCAGAUGCGAUGGACAACCUCAAAGUACGAGGCGCGUGAAGCUAAAGCGCCAAGCUCAUAUCGCGCGCCAUCGUGGUCGUGGACAUCGUUGGACAACAUUUAUUCAUGCUCAUUGGACUAUAUGGAUGAAUCCGAGCUUGAUACCCGGACACCUAAAUGUGAAUUGGUCGAGGUGAACACAACACUUAAGGACUCUGAACGACCAUUCGGAGAGGUGACAGAUGGUCACAUCAUUUUGAAGGGGAAACUGCGGGACGGUUGGCUUAUCCCGUCACCGCAUUCUUAUCGCGGGCCACGGACCGUUGUUUGGUUCAAGGAUGACGAUACGUCACUACAAAGCGCACAAGCAAAGUAUAAUGCGUGGGCCAGCCAAGAAGAGUAUCUUGAGGUCGACAAAUAUGAUGGGAAGGAGUGGAUUGAUGGCCCCACUCCAUGGACGUGUGCGCUUCUGGAUCUGAGAGGCGAUCACGCUCCCCGGAUAGUGACGUGCUUGCCAUUGUUCGACGAUUUUGGUUUGCUGCUCGAGAAGACGGAAAAUGGAAGUUAUAAACGCAUAGGUUUCUUUGAAAAGUCCUAUGAUGUGAACUUUUGGGAACAGGAAUUCGAGGAUAUCACUGACACAUCAACCGUCAAAAUCAUCUGAGACGCGAAGCAGUAAGUAGGAGCAGUUUUUCAUGUAAGAUAUUGUAUCAUUGAAGCUUCCCU